AAAAAAAAAGGUCAAAUUAUUCUUUAAUUAAAACAAGCAAAGAAUGGAUACUCAACAGGUGGCUUCUAAGCCUACUACAUUAUUAAUACAGCCAGAUAAACUUUCAUUUACACAGCAAAAUAGAAAAGAAAAAUCCACAAUACAUCAACAACUAAAUGACCUCAUAUUUGGAUCGAUUGCUGGCAUGAUUGGAAAACUCGUUGAGUAUCCAUUUGAUACCAUUAAAGUUAGACUUCAAACACAGCCUUUGGAUCAACCAUUCUUUUCGGGCCCUUGGGAUUGUUUUAAAAAGACGAUUAAACAAGAAGGCUUUAAAAGUUUAUUUACAGGUUUAUCAUCUCCAUUGAUAGGAUCCAUGGUAGAAAAUGCUGCAUUAUUUGUUGGUUAUCGUCAAGUUCAACGUAUGAUUCGAGACUUUUCAAUGACAGAUGAGGAACGCAAGAAGAUGCUCUAUUUACCUGAAGAUAAACUACCCCCUUUAUCAAUGAGUCAAUUAAUAUUGGCAGGAGCAGCCUCUGGCGCAAUCGCGUCAUUUGUAUUAACACCUGUAGAAUUAAUUAAAUGUAAACUUCAGGUUCAAUUAGGUAAUCAAACUAAUGUGCAAGGUGUACGAUUCACGGGUCCCUUUCAUGUCAUUCGUCAUGUGAUGCAAACUCAUGGACUACCCGGAUUUUAUAGAGGAUUUUUAGCCACUCUUUUAAGAGAGGCCGGUGGUGGUGCUUUCUGGUUUGGUGCUUAUGAAUAUACGUGUGCUGAAUUUAUUAAAUAUAGACAAAAAAGGACAGGAGAGAUGAUAACCAAGAAAGAUUUAUCUGCUCCAGAAUUGAUGCUUGGCGGUGCAUUAGGCGGUAUGGCUUAUAACAUGUCUCUUUUCCCUGUGGAUGUGAUAAAAUCGCAAAUGCAGACGGAUGAACAAUUACUGGUAGGUAAUUGUCAACGUUCCUUUUUCCAAACAGCAAAAGAACUGUAUACAGUAGGUGGCUACAGAGCUUUUUAUAGAGGUUGCGGUAUUACAGUGGCUCGUAGUGCGCCAACAUCAGCUAUUAUUUUCUUGACUUAUGAAACACUUUCUCGUCACUUUGGUUAAAACAAUAAUACCCCCUUUCUUCCCUUUUUUAUUUCAUUAUAAUGAUAUUCUUAUCUUUUUGUUUUUAUAUGUUUUUUUUUUGUGUGUGUAAUAAAAU
Cokeromyces recurvatus is the source of this 1184-nucleotide messenger RNA. Its product is annotated as mitochondrial carrier domain-containing protein. Gene Ontology annotation, molecular function: L-ornithine transmembrane transporter activity. The transcript is spliced from 4 exons. Gene Ontology annotation, biological process: mitochondrial L-ornithine transmembrane transport. NCBI's taxonomy places the organism in Eukaryota, Fungi, Mucoromycota, Mucoromycetes, Mucorales, Mucoraceae. The coding region runs from base 44 to 1087 and encodes 347 amino acids. The record is from RefSeq and is a predicted model, not a curated record.